This is a messenger RNA of Corvus hawaiiensis (hawaiian crow), 1480 nucleotides long. RefSeq names its product zinc finger protein 239-like. Gene Ontology annotation, molecular function: DNA-binding transcription repressor activity, RNA polymerase II-specific. Gene Ontology annotation, biological process: negative regulation of transcription by RNA polymerase II. The transcript has 2 exons. The record is from RefSeq and is a predicted model, not a curated record. Lineage: Eukaryota; Metazoa; Chordata; Aves; Passeriformes; Corvidae. The coding region runs from base 153 to 1061 and encodes 302 amino acids.
GAGGAAGAGGAGCAGGAGGAGGGAGGAAGAGGCGGAGCGGCAGCGGGAAGCUGGAAGAGAGGAGGAGAGGCGGGAUCACGCGGCUCCAGCGCUCGCUGAACUCGCAGCCCCCCGGGACCAUCGCCCCCCAUCCCGCAGACAAGGAGCUGAGGAUGGAGCCCAGGGAGGACAAAUUCCCGCAGCAGAACCUGGUGGAAGAGGCCAUUUUGAGCAGCUCCCUGGUGCAGGAAUCCAACAGGGAGGAAAAACCCCAGAGAUGCCACAGGAGGAGGGGCGGCAAACGCAGCCCAGGGUGCUCUGAGGAGGAAAGACCCAUCCUGUGCUGGGAAGGCGGCCGGAUAUCGAGCCAGAGCUCAGACCUGGUGGUCCAUGAGCAGCUUCACACUGAGGAGAAGCCCUACAAGUGCCUGGAGUGUGGGAAGAGCUUCAGGACAAGCUCCAACCUGAUCCGCCACCAGAUGAUCCACACUGGGGAAUGGCCCUAUGAGUGUGGGGAAUGUGGGAAGGGCUUCAGAUGCAGCUCCCACCUGAUCCGCCACCAGAUGAUCCACACUGGGGAACGGCCCUAUGAGUGUGGGGAAUGUGGGAUGAGCUUCAGUGAGAGAGGCACCCUUGUUAUCCACCAAAGGAGCCACAGCGGGGAACGGCCCUAUGAGUGCCCUGAAUGUGGGAAGAGCUUCAGCCAGAGCUCGACCCUGAUUGUCCACCAGCGGAUCCACACUGGGGAGAUGCCCUAUGAGUGUUCUGAUUGUGGGAAGAGGUUUCCGAAGAGCUCUGGUCUCAUCGUACAUCAGCGGAUUCACACUGGGGAGAGGCCCUUCUGCUGUCCUGAGUGUGGGAAGAGGUUUCGGAGCAGCUCCAAUCUCCUCAUACAUCAGCGGAUUCACACAGAGGAGAGGCCCUUCCGCUGCUCCGACUGUGGGAAGGGCUUCAAGCAAAAGUCCCACCUCGUCACCCACCGACGCAUCCACACCGGGGAGAGGCCCUACGAGUGUCCUGAGUGUGGGAAGAGCUUCUCAGACAGCUCUACCUUGACCCAACACCGACGGAGCCACCAGUAAGGGAAGCCCUGCGAGUGCCCUGAGUGUGGCAAGAGCUUCAUCCUCUACUCCAACUUCAUCCCCCAACAGAGGACCCACGUUUGGCAGAGCUCUGGUGACCCACAUUCCCUGUGAUCCAGUUUGGGAAGAGCCCUGGCUGGUGCUCUCCACGUCCUCCUGGAUCCCUGUAAGCACCUGGGUGAACGCAGGGGCUGGAACAUCCAUUGGGACUCUGAUCGAAAUCAGAAAUUCAUUGGGAAGAGCUGAUCUGUUGAGUUUAUGGCCUAAAAAUUCUCACCUGCUCUGUCCAGUUGUUUCUUCUGGUGGCAUCCAGCAAUCCUGGAUGAUCUUGGAGGUCUUUUUCAACCUAAAUAGUUUCCUCCUUCAUCCUGUCAAGACAACCAAAAUUGGGGUAGAAAUAAAGAAAUUCAACAAAGGUA